Messenger RNA from Coregonus sp. 'balchen', 8406 nucleotides. The record is from the annotation of a GenBank genome assembly. Lineage: Eukaryota; Metazoa; Chordata; Actinopteri; Salmoniformes; Salmonidae.
GGCGAAACAGAACUGAAAGAAACGGAAAGCAGAGUUCCUUGAACGUAAAUAGCAGGAUUGGAUUUUACAAAGUAGGUAAACAACUCUACGCAUGCUUUACACUAAUAGCAUAGUUGGAACUACCGUUAACUUUAUAGGCUACCUUGAAAAAUGGUUUGAAUGGUGUUUUAUACUGUUUAUCUGUAGGUGUUUAGUUUUUUUUACUCAAUUCAAUACACUUCAUUCUAUACUCAACAAAAAUAUAAACGCAACAUGCAACAAUUUCAAAGAUUUUACUGAGUUUUUCGAAGAUUUGUCACAAAAAUAAGCACGAAUACCACGUUCAUAUUAGGAAAAAAGUCAAUUGAAAUGAAUUCAUUAGGCCCUAAUCUAUGAAUUUCACAUGACUGGGAAUGCAGAUAUGCACAGAUACCUUUAAAAAAAGGUAGGGGCGUGGAUCAGAACCAGUCAGUAUCUGGCGUGACCACCAUUUGCCACAUGCAGGGCCACACAUAUCCUUAGCAUAGAGUUAAAUCAAAUCAAAUCAAAUCUUAUUUGUCACAUGCACCGAAUACAACAGGUGUAGACCUUACAGUGAAAUGCUUACUUACACGCCCUUAACCAACAAUGCAGUUUUAAGAAAGAAUAAAUACAAAAAUCACAAAAAAUACAAAAUUUAAAAAUAUAAAAUAAAAGUAACAAAUAAUUAAAGAGCAGCAGUAAAAUAACAAUAGCGAGGCUAUAUACAGGGGGUACCGGUAUCGAGUCAAUGUGCGGGGGCACCGGUUAGUCGAGGUAAUUGAGGUAAUAUGUACAUGUAGGUAGAGUUAUUAAAGUGACUAUGCGUAGAUAAUAAACAGAGAGUAGCAGCAGCAUAAAAGAGGGAGAGGAGGGAGGGGGUAAUGCAAAUAGUCUGGGUAGCCAUUUGAUUAGAUGUUCAGUAGUCUUAUGGCUUGGGGGUAGAAGCUGUUUAGAAGCCUCUUGGACCUAGACUUGGCGCUCCGGUACUGCUUGCCGUGCGGUAGCAGAGAGAACAGUCUAUGACUAGGGUGGCUGGAGUCUUUGACAAUUUUUAGGGCCUUCCUCUGACACCGCCUGGUAUAGAGGUCCGGGAUGGCAGGAAUCUAGGCCCCAGUGAUGUACUGGGCCGUACGCACUAACCUCUGUAGUGCCUUGCGAUCAGAGGCCGAGCAGUUGCCAUACCAGGCAGUGAUGCAACCAGUCAGGAUGCUCUCGAUGGUGUGUUGGACCAUGUUAGUUUGUUGGUGACGUGGACACCAAGAAACUUUAAGCUCUCAACCUACUCCACUACAGCCCCGUCGAUGAGAAUGGGGGUAUGCUCAGUCCUCUUCUUUUUCCUGUAGUCCACAAUCAUCUCCCUUGUCUUGAUCACGUUGAGGGAGAGGUUAUUGUCCUGGCACCACACGGCCAGGUCUCUGACCUCCUCCCUAUAGGCUGUCUCAUCGUUGUCGGUGAUCAGGCCUACCACUGUUGAGUCAUUAGCAAACUUAAUGAUGGUGUUGGAGUCGUGCCUGGCCAUGCAGUCAUGAGUGAACAGGGAGUACAGGAGGGGACUGAGCACGCACCCCUGAGGGGCCUCUGUGUUGAGGAUCAACGUGGCGGAUGUGUUGUUACCUACCCUUACCACUUGGGUGCGGCCCAUCAGGAAGUCCAGGAUCCAGUUGCAGAGGGAGGUGUUUAGUCCCAGGGUCCUUAGCUUAGUGAUGAGCAUUGAGGGCACUAUGGUGUUGAACGCUGAGCUGUAGUCAAUGAAUAGUAUUCUCACAUAGGUGUUCCUUUUGUCCAGGUGUGAAAGGGCAGUGUGGAGCGCAAUAGAGAUUGCAUCAUCUGUGGAUCUGUUGGGCGGUAUGCAAAUUGGAGUGGGUCUAGGGUUUCUUGGAUAAUGGUGUUGAUGUGAGCCAUGACCAGCCUUUCAAAGCACUUCAUGGCUACAGAUAUGAGUGCUACAGGUCGGUAGUCAUUUAGGCAGGUUACAUUAGUGUUCUUGGGCACAGGGACUAUAGUGGUCUGCUUGAAACAUAUUGGUAUUACAGACUCCGACAGGGAGAGGUGUAAAAUGUCAGUGAAGACACUUGCCAGUUGGUCAGCGCAUGGUCGGACUACACGUCCUGGUAAUCCGUCUGGCCCUGCGGCCUUGUGAAUGUUGACCUGUUUAAAGGUCUUACUCACAUCGGCUACGGAGAGCGUGAUCACACAGUCGUCCGGAACAGCUGAUGCUCUCAUGCAUGUUUCAGUGUUAUUUGCCUCGAAGUGAGCAUAGAAGUAAUUUAGCUCGUAUGGUAGGCUCGUGUCACUGGGCAUCUCGUGGCUGUGCUUCCCUUUGUAGUCUGUAAUAGUUUGCAAGCCCUGACACAUCCGACGAGCGUCAGAGCCGGUGUAGUACGAUUCGAUCUUAGUCCUGUAUUGACGCUUUGCCUGUUUGAUGGUUCGUCGGAGGGCAUAGCGGGAUUUCUAAUAAGCUUCCGGGUUAGAGUCCUACUCCUUGAAAGCGGCAGCUUUAGCUUGGUGCGGAUGUUGCCUGUAAUCCAUGGCUUCUGGUUGGGGUACGUACAGUCACUGUGGGGACGACGUCAUCGAUGCACUUAUUGAUGAAGCCAGUGACUGAUGUGGUGUACUCCUCAAUGCCAUCGGAAGAAUCCCGGAACAUAUUCCAGUCUGUGCUAGCAAAACAGUCCUGUAGCUUAGCAUCUGCUUCAUCUGACCACUUUUGACCGAGUCACUGGUGCUUCCUGCUUUAGUUUUUGCUUGUAAGCAGGAAUCAGGAGGGUAGAAAUAUGGUCAGAUUUGCCAAAUGGAGGGCGAGGGAGAGCUUUGUACUCGUCUCUGUGUGUGGAGUAAAGGUGGUCUAGAGUUUUUUUCCCUCUGGUUGCACAUUUAACAUGCUGGUAGAAAUUAGGUAAAACAGAUUUAAGCUUCCCUGCAUUAAAGUCCCCAGCCACUAGGAGCGCUGCCUCUGGAUGAGCGUUUUCCUGUUUGCUUAUGGCCGUAUACAGUUAAUUGAGUGCGGUCUAAGUGCCAGCAUCAGUUUGUGGUGGUAAAUAGACAGCUAUGAAGAAUAUAGAUGAAAACUCUCUUGGUAGAUAGUGUGGUCUACAGCUUAUCAUGAGAUACUCUUCCUCAGGCGAGCAAAACCUCGAGACUUCCUUAGAUAUCGUGCACCAGCUUUUGUUUACAAAUAUACAUAGACCGCCACCCCUUGUCUUACCAGAGGCUGCUGUUCUAUCCUGCCGAUACAGUGUAUAACCCGCCAGCUGUAUGUUAUCGUUCAGCCACGACUCGGUGAAACAUAAGAUAUUACAGUUUUUAAUGUCCGGUUGGCAGGAUAUUCGUGCCUGUAGUUCGUCCACUUUAUUAUCAAGCGAUUGUAAGUUGGCCAAUAGUAUCGAUGGCAAAGGCAGAUUAGCCACUUGUUGCCGGUUCCUUACCAAGCACCCCGAUCUCCUUCCGCAAUCUUAUUUUCUUUCUACUGCGAAUGACUGGGAUGAGGGCCCUGUCGGGUGUCUGGAGCAAAUCCCUCUCGUCCGACUCAUUAAAUAAAAAUUAUUUGUCCAGUUCAAGGUGAGUAAUCGCUGUGCUGAUGUCCAUUAACUAUUUUCGGUCAUAAGAGACGGUAGCAGCAACAUUAUGUACAAAAUAAGUUACAAACAAUACGAAAAAACACACCAAAUAGCACGGUUGGUUAAGAGUCCAUAAAACGGCAGCCAUCCCCUCCGGCGCCAUCUUCUGCCAGCUGGUAGAUCAGGCUGUUGAUUGUGGCCUGUGGAAUGUUGCCCCACUCCUCUUCAAUGGCUGUGCGAAGUUGCUGGAUAUUGCGGGGGAACUGGUACGCACUGUGGUACACAUCAAUCCAGAGCAUCCCAAACAUGCUCAAUGGGUGACAUGUCUGGUGAGUAUGCGGGCCAUGGAAGAACAUUUUCAGCUUCCAGGACUGGUGUACAGACCCUUGCGACAUGGGGCCGUGCAUUAUCAUGCUGAAACAUGAGGUGAUGGCGGCUGAUGAAUGGACGACAAUGGGCCUCAGGAUCUCGUCACGGUAUCUCAGUGCAUUCAAAUUGUCAUUGAUAAAAUGCAAUUGUGUUUGUUGUCCGUAGCUUAUGCCUGCCCAUACCAUAACCCCACCAUGGGGCACUUUGUUCACAACGAUGACAUCAGCAAACCGCUCACCAACAUGACGCCAUACACGUGGUCUGUAGUUAGACGUACUGCCAAAUUCUCUAAAAUUACGGAGGUGGCUUAUGGUAGAGCAGUGAACAGUCAAUUCUCUGGCAACAGCUCUGGUGGACAUUCCUGCAGUCAGCAUGCAAAUUGCACGCUCCCUCAAAACUUAAGACAUCUUACGGCAAAAUCUCCCUUAGUUCUGUUCUGUUACCAAACUUUGUAUCGGCACAGUUCUUCCUGUAAAAGUGUUUUUGUCAACUUUUCUGGGGAAAUUGUUAAAAGCAGUCCUUGUGCAUAGAAUUCUAUCGUUUGUUAAACUUUGAAAUCAAUGGUUUUUGUUUGGUAUACAUUCUAAAGUGAAAAACCUGAGUCUCAGCGUAAUUCCAUUACCAUGGAAUUGCCCUGUAGUAAGACGAGGGAGGGUCAAAUCAGUCCCGUGGUUGGGGGGAGACUGGUGUUCAGGAGGGUGCAGGCAUGUUCACAGAUAGGGGUCUACCUGUGCUCGAGUACCUGCCUCCUUUGCCCUCCCACUACCACUAGGUGGUGGUAUAUACACUGAGUAUACCAAAAAUCAGUAACACCUGCCCUCAGAACAGCCUCAAUUCAUUGGGGCAUGGACUCUAUAAGGUGUCGAAAGCAUUCCACAGGGAUGCUGGCCCAUGUUCACUCCAUUGCUUCCCACAGUUGUGUCAAGUUGGCUGAAUGACCUUUGGGUGGUGGACCAUUCUUGAUACACACAGGAAACUGUUGAGCGUGAAAAACCCAGGAGCGCUGCAGUUCUUGACACAAACCGGUACGCCUGGCACCUACUACCAUACCCUGUUCAAAAGGCACUUCAAUCUUUUGUCUUGCCCACUCAAUGCUUAAAAAUCCUUCUUUAACCUGUCUCCUCCCCUUCAUCUACACUGAUUUAAAGUGGAUUUAACAAGUGACAUCAAUAAGGGAUCAUACCUUUCACCUGGUUUUGCCUGGUCAGUCUAUGUCAUGGAAAGAGCAGGUGUUCUUAGUGUUUUGUAUACUCAAUGUAUAUAUGUUUUGUAUACAGUUUUUGUCGUCGUUGUUCUGAACCCUCUGCCCCCAAGUCGUUGUGAGGUUGUCAAGUUCGCCACUCCCCACCCCCAUCUCUGAAUUCAAAGACUGACCUGGAAUUUGAAUUGAAUUAAAUGGAAUGUACAGGUAGAGGGAAUUUAAUUAGAAUUUAAUUUGUGGAAUUAACCCCAACCCUGCUGUAUUAACUUUUAUUUAAAGCUUUUUCAUCAAACUGUCCCAUUUUCAUGUCAGAUGGUCCAGCACCAUCCUCAGAUAAUUGCUUAAAUUUUUAUGUAAUUCUAAUUUCUGGAUUCGGCUUUAAAUAGAGGAUAAAAUAUUAUUGUGUCACAUGAUUUGCAAAACACAGGGCCCUAACUUCAGGUAGAUAAACACAAUGGAUGAGAUUGUUGCAUUCCCAUUACCUAGUGAUCAUUUAAGUGCGCCAAAUCAAUUAUUACACCACAGAAGAUUGCAUGCAAACCUUCUGGUUGAAUGUUUUUGUCCAAAUCAGAUGGAGCUUCCACCCCACGAAGGACCGGUACUCUCUGUGGUCGACAUGCACACAGGUGGAGAGCCUUUGCGCAUUAUCCUAAGUGGUUACCCGGAGGUAAAGGGCGAGAGUGUGCUAUCCAAACGACGCUACGUGAGAGAGCAUCUGGACUACCUACGGAGAGCGUUGAUGUUCGAACCAAGGGGACACUAUGAUAUGUACGGAGCCCUGGUCGUGGAGAGUGAGAUACCUGAAGCCGACUUGGGGGUUCUUUUCAUGCACAAUGAAGGUUACAGUACCAUGUGUGGCCACGCAAUCAUUGCUCUUGGGAGGUUCGCUGUAGACUACAAACUUGUUCAAGAGCCAAGGUCGCCAGAGACGCAGGUGAAUAUACACUGUCCAUGUGGCCUGGUUAAGGCAUUUGUGGAGUACUCCAAUGGUAAAACCGGAGGUGUGAGGUUCCACAGUGUUCCAGCGUUUGCAUUUGCAACAGGUAAGUUACGUUCUUUGCUAACAAUCAUUUCAAUACAUAGUAAUAUUGCAUAUAGCGUUGCAAUGAGGAAAUAUGGAUCUGUGUUCUGUGAUAAUUUAAAACGGACUCUAGUAGAAUACAAGGUAUCACCAUCUCAAAUUACUUUACACUAUGCUGGCUGCUGGAGGUUGGUUGCCUUUUGCUAUUGAGGCUAAAUCUCUUUUUAUCAGAUGUGAUUGUAGCUGUGCCUGGGCAUGAUGAAGUCACUGUUGAUAUAAGCUACGGAGGAGCAUUCUAUGCAUUUGUAAGUGCAGAGAGAUUUGGCCUGGACAUCAUCAAGUCCAAGACCAGGGAUCUGGUGGAUGCAGCUACUGCAGUGACCAACUCUGUCAAAUCUCAGGUAAGGAUUUGUUCUAGCCCAACUGUAAAUUUGCAGUUUAACGGCCACUCAACGUUCACCUCAAUGUCCUGAAUCCUGCAACCUAGGAGAUUAGUAACCCUGUGAAUGUGUGGAUCCCCUAGGUGAAACUGCACCACCCAACCAGUGAGGACCUAGCCUUCCUCUAUGGCACCAUCCUCACGGACGGAAAAGAUGCCUAUUCCCAAGAGCCCACUGCUAACAUGUGUGUGUUUGCAGAUGCCCAGGUACAACAAACUUGAACUCCUGCCACGGUACAGUAGCCUUAAACAGAAGCUACUGUACAUGAUACCUAUGAUACCAGUCAUAUCACCACAUGAUUUGAAGUAAGGUUUAAAAUAAAAGUAAAGGCAAGCAUAGAUAAACAUUGGAGACAGAAGUAGACAGUGAUUUGUAAAUAAUAGUCCUUUGAUAUCCAAAUUAGAAGAGUUUAAGUUAAUUGCAACUAUAGCAAGACAUCUUUCAUGAAUGUGGUCUGAUUUUGUUUCCCUUUUGGUUGUCUGACACGUCACAUGGGCUAGGUGGACAGAAGCCCUACAGGUUCAGGGGUCACUGCCCGUGUGGCUCUCCAGUACCAUAAAGGCCUCAUCCAACUCAAUCAGACUAGGCACUUCCAGAGCGGGGCCACAGGAUCUCUGUUCACUGGCAAAGCAGUUCAGGUACGAGGGCCGUCUCCAAUAUAUUUUCAUGCCUCUAAAAGCCUUUUUGGAAGUUUUCAAUUAAGCUUGGUUUCAUCAACACAAUGAUAUCUCAAAUGGAUGUUUUGUCUUGUUAUAUUGAUAUUCAUUUCAGGAUAGCAGAAGGGCUGUAUGCACUAUGCAGACUUGAUAGUGCUGCAGGUGCAAAGGAGCAAAUAAGAGCAUACUGUACAUGGGGGGGAGAAAUACUGAUAACUGCGUCUUUGCAAAACACAGCAUUUCGAUCACUGAUCUUCGAAGGCCACUGACUUGUUGCUGCGCUCUGUAGUGUUUACAUUACUGAAUAAUUGGUGCAAUGAUUGCAAAGACAUUUGACACACACACAUAAAAGCUUUCCCCAAACUAGUACAAUAAUAGUACAGCAUGUUAAAUUCUAUUUUUAUGCAGAUUCUAUUUAAAGCAAAGUUCUAUAAUUGUCUACCUGAAAUGCACCCAAUUACUUUUCUCUCCAUUUUGCAUAGGAAACCAUAUGUGGAGAUUUCAAGGCUGUGGUGGUUGAGGUGGCUGGCAGAGCACACUACACUGGCGUGGCCAGCUUUGUGCAGGAAAGUGACGACAAGCUAAAACUUGGUUUCCUCCUGAAAUAAGAGCAGCUACCAUUGUCCAUAACAACGUUUGAGUGCAUCUCCAGCCAAGAAAAGCAGAGGACCAUAAGAGUUCAAAUAAAUUGUAAAAAAUGUUAUAGAUGGGCAAUACUUUCUGACCAAUGAGAUUCCACAUGUUGGGGUUUACACUGCAUCUUGUGCAAAUGCUUUAUAAUUUACUCAUGAUGAAUUAAUCUGCAGCAUUGGGAAUUAGUUUUGUCCAGAUGAUCUUUCGUUCUCUAUCCUGAGAUCUACUAUUGUAACUUAAGGUGCUAUGUUGACUUCUUGAAAGGAUGUAAUUUCCUGUGAAAACUUUUUGGGAUUUUCAUGUUGCUAUAUGUUGCUGAGGGGUUACAGUUUUUAUUUAUUAUAACAGACAUUUUAUAUUUUAAAGAGCUCAGUUAGAGGAACUGAACCAAAAAAUGUUUCGCUCUGCGACAGAGGAGAACCAAUUGGUAAAAAAGCACAGCCCCCUUCAUUAUCAAUGCAUCGUGCCUACAACAUCAGGAAGAGCAUGUGUUUGAUACCAUUCAACUCCAGCCAUUACCACGAGCCCG